Syzygium oleosum is the source of this 1263-nucleotide messenger RNA. Its product is annotated as flap endonuclease 1-like. NCBI's taxonomy places the organism in Eukaryota, Viridiplantae, Streptophyta, Magnoliopsida, Myrtales, Myrtaceae. The record is from RefSeq and is a predicted model, not a curated record. The annotation marks the transcript as partial. The transcript has 17 exons. Gene Ontology annotation, molecular function: 5'-3' exonuclease activity; 5'-flap endonuclease activity; DNA binding.
UCUUGUUUUCUUUUGGCUGUGAAUUCCGGUCCCUGAAUUCUGUUCCCACUCGCGACUCCCACGCUCUCCACCCACACGCGCUGGUCUCCAAAUUAGGCGGGAAGACGGAAGAGCUCGAACCCUAGAAUUCUAUUUCAUCCUCAAUUUCAACUGCAAUUUGAUCUCUCUCCGAAAAUGGGCAUCAAGGGACUGACGAAGCUACUGGCGGACAAUGCCCCGAAGGCGAUGAGGGAGCAAAAGCUGGAGAGCUACUCCGGCCAGAGGAUCGCCAUCGAUGCCAGCAUGAGCAUCUAUCAGUUCCUCAUUGUGGUUGGGAGGAAGGGGACUCAGAUGCUCACCAAUGAGGCUGGUCAAGUCACCAGUCAUCUGCAAGGCAUGCUUUACCAGACGAUUAGGCUGUUGGAAGCGGGGAUACAGCCAGUCUACGUGUUUGAUGGUCAACCUCCUGAUUUGAAGAAGCAAGAGCUUGCAAAACGUUUUUUGAAGAGGGCAGAUGCCUCUGAGGAUUUGGCAUUAGCCAUUGCGUCUCAGAACAAGCAAGACAUAGAGAAAUUCAGUAAAAGAACUGUGAAGGUGACACAACAGCACAAUGAAGAUUGCAAAAGACUACUAAGACUUAUGGGUGUCCCACUAGUUGAGGCUCCUUCAGAAGCAGAAGCACAAUGUGCUGCACUUUGCAAAGCUGGAAAGGUUUAUGCAGUUGCUUCUGAAGAUAUGGAUUCCCUUACUUUUGGAGCUCCUAGAUUUCUUCGCCAUUUUAUGGAUCCCAGCUCAAGAAAAGUUCCAGUCAUGGAAUUUGAAAUUUCAGAGAUCUUGGAGGAGAUGAAUCUGGAUAUGGAUCAAUUCAUUGACCUUUGCAUUCUCUCUGGAUGUGACUAUUGUGAAAGCAUUCGAGGUAUUGGAGGGCUGACUGCUCUUCAGCUCAUCCGUCAACAUGGUUCCAUAGAAAACAUACUAGAGAACAUAAACAAGCAAAGGUGCUUCUUAUUCUCUUAUCUUAUACCCGAUAAUUGGCCCUAUGGCGAAGCUCGACUGCUUUUUAAGGAACCAAUAGUUUCUACGGAAGAACAACCUGAGAUAAAAUGGACUGCUCCAAAUGAUGAAGGCUUAAUGUCCUUUCUAGUGAAUGAGAAUGGGUUCAACAUUGACAGAGUGACAAAGAGCAUACAUAAGAUUAAGGCAGCUAAGGAUGAGUCAUCACAAGGCCGAUUAGAAUCCUUGUUUAAGCCAGCUAAGAAUCUAUCUAUACCUGCUAAGAGGAAG